Clunio marinus is the source of this 1397-nucleotide messenger RNA. The record is from the annotation of a GenBank genome assembly. NCBI's taxonomy places the organism in Eukaryota, Metazoa, Arthropoda, Insecta, Diptera, Chironomidae.
AAAGGUGAAGCCUGAUAAACAUUGAAACGUAAAAUUAUAUUUGUCUGUGAUUUUUCGUAUUUUCACUAGUUUUAGAAUGAGCGAACAACUUGUAACAGAAGUGCCGUCAAGCCUUAAACAGCUUGCAAGAUUUGUUGUAAGAGGAUUCUACACAAUAGAAGAUGCACUGAUAAUUGAUAUGUUGGUACGUAAUCCUUGCCUAAGAGAAGAAGACAUUGGAGAACUCUUAAAAUUUGAGAAAAAGCAACUUCGAGCGCGAUUAACAGAAUUAAAAAAUGAUAAAUUCAUCCAUUCGAGACUUAAAAUGGAGACAGGCCCUGAUGGGAAAGCACAUAAGGUUAAUUAUUAUUUUAUCAACUACAAAACAUUUGUCAAUGUCAUAAAGUAUAAACUUGACUUGAUGCGCAAAAGACUUGAAACUGAAGAACGUGAUGCAACUUCACGAGCAAGCUUUAAAUGCACAAAUUGCAGUAAAGCCUUCACAGAUCUCGAAGUGGAUCAACUUUUCGAUUUCAACACUGGUGAAUUCUCUUGUUUGUUUUGUGGAAACGCCGUCGUUGAAGAUUUGUCUGCGAUGCCUAAGAAAGAUUCUCGACUUAUGCUCGCAAGGUUUAACGAGCAGCUUCAACCCUUAUAUGAUUUAUUAAGAGAAGUCGAGGGAAUCAAAUUAGCUCCAGAAGUUCUUGAACCUGAACCAGUUGACAUCGAUUUCAUUCGAGGAAUAGCAAAGCCAAACGAUGCAAGUGCAACUGAAGUGUGGUCAGGAGAAGCAACAAGAUCUGGUGGAUUUGCAGUUGAAGAAACUCGCGUUAAUAUUACCAUUGGAGAUGCUGAUGCCACAGAUUCUUUGAUACCCAAAAAGGAGAGACCGAUAUGGAUGACAGAAAGUACUGUUGUCGGCACAAAUGAUCUUGAGGAUCAAAACGAUCCCGAAUCCCUUUUGGAAAAAGUCGCUCAAACAUCAUCACAAUCCAAUUCGUGGUCGAAUUCAAAAACAUCAUCUUCAUCUACGAAAAACAAAAAGGAAAACGAAGAAAACAUCAUGUCAGUGUUAUUAGCACAUGAAAAACAAACAACAAAAGCGAAUACAGAUGCGAUAAAAAAUCUAAACACAAAUGAUAAUGAUUCUAGCGGUGAUUCCAGUGGUGAUGAUGAUGACGAAAUAGAUCGCACAGAAAUACCUGACAUAAGCAUAAUUAAUGAUGAUGACGAUUCUGAUGAUGAUGUGCCAACAGUCAUGGUUGGUAAUAAACCAUAUCCUGUGAGUGAAGUCAUGGACAAUACUGAUCUCAUUGCUAAAAUGUCACCUCAUGAAAAAGCUCGCUAUAUUCAAAUUUGUCAGGAUUAUUAUGAACAAAAUCUGAUGUAAAUAAAAGUUUUCAAGAAAGAAUAAAUAA